GCGCGGCCCGGGAAGCAGCGCUGAGUCCCAGCGCGGCCCGGCAGAGGCGCGGCUGGCGGCGGUGGCACGCGCGGAGCUUGGGGCGCGCUUUCAGGGGGGCUGCCUCCGCACCCCGGGACCCUGGCAGAGCCGCGCUGGGCGCACGCACUCAUGAGGGAGAGCGGGGACAUGGACUGCUACCUGCGGCGCCUCAAACAGGAGCUGGUGUCCAUGAAGGAGGUGGGCGAUGGUCUGCAGGAUCAGAUGAACUGCAUGAUGGGGGCGCUGCAGGAACUGAAGCUUCUCCAGCUGCAGGCGGCUCUGGAACAGCUGGAGAUCUCCGGCGGGAGCCCUGGUGCAGGCUCUCCCGAAAGGCCCUGGACACAGUCCGAGUCCCCCAGACGGUGGCAGGGUGCCCGAGGUCCUGCCAAGCCUGCAGCCUGCGUCCCUUCCAGCCAUUCUUCUCAUGACAAGGGCCCCGAGUUUCCACCCUGCAGGACUGGCUGUGGGAGAGACCAGGACCCGCCGCCCGAGCCCCGGGGUUGGGCCCCACCAGGCCCGGAGCUGGACGAGGCUCAUGACUGGCCGUCCACGCUGAUGUCCCAUGGCCGGAACCGCCAGCCUCUGGUGUUAGGGGACAACGCUUUUGCUGACUUGGUGGGCAACUGGCUGGACCUGCCGGAAAUGGAGAAGGGUGGUGAGAAGGGAGAGACUGGGAGGGAGGGCAUGCCCAGAACACCACGGGGCCCGUCCUGGGAGCUGGGCCGCCGCUUCGCCCUCACCGCGAACAUCUUCCGCAAGUUCCUGCGCAGCGUGCGGCCGGACCGGGACCGGCUGCUGAAGGAGAAGCCAGGCUGGGCAACCCCCACGGCCCCCAAGCCCCACCCCGGCCGCACUCACAAGGCCAGGAAGUGGAGCCGUGCCAAGAAGGGCUGUGGACAGUUUCCGUUCCUCGGCCACGCUGAGUCCAGGCGAGAGGAGAUGCGCUCCAGCGGCUGCCCCCAGGCCCUGCGGCCCUCACCCUCGGGCUUCGAUAUUAACACUGCAGUGUGGGUCUGAAUCCCAAAGACCCAACAUUGACUCAUUCCCCCCAACCCCCCUGUUGGACCCCAGGGGAGGAAGGUGAUAUGGCUUUCGAAAGCCAAACUUUGUUCCUUUCCCCUAGAAACGAGGGAGAAGCAAUAGGGGUGUACAGAGCACUGGGGCGGUGCCCUGGGUGGGGGACUAGAGAGACAGAGAGAGCAUGUGUACUGUGUGUACUGCUAUGGAGAGGAAUGGGGGAGGGACCAGGAAACACCCUCGAUAUUCUUGCACUAGCCCCUAAGACCUCAGAUGAACCUUCUGUACAAUCUGGAGGCACCAGACCUUGGGCCCCCAAUAAAGAGCUUGUCUCCAGUG
Molecule: messenger RNA, 1377 nt
Organism: Sorex araneus (European shrew)
Lineage: Eukaryota; Metazoa; Chordata; Mammalia; Eulipotyphla; Soricidae
Gene: INKA2
Product: inka box actin regulator 2
Exons: 2
Coding region: 151-1038 (295 amino acids)
Cellular component (GO): nucleus
Molecular function (GO): protein serine/threonine kinase inhibitor activity; protein kinase binding
Source: RefSeq, a predicted model, not a curated record